AAGAAAUCGGUUUCUAUGGUGACAGCAGCCUAUAUAGCGUCGCGAUCGGCGCAAAGGCGAGCACCGCAUUUGCACCGCACGCCGUCUGCUAUCUCUGCUAGUUCGCGUCUGCAGCCGGCGUUGCGCUUUGACACAUCUGCUCCGUACGUCUUACCCGAGCGAAAGCGAGCCAUGUCUUCGACGUCAAAGAAGCACCGCAACUUUGUCUCUGAGCCCAUGGGAGAAAAGGACGUGACGGAGCUUGCUGGUGUUGGCGACGUCCUCGGCGGGCGGCUGAAAGACAGAGGGUUUGAUAAAGCCUAUGUCGUCCUUGGGCAGUUCUUGGAGUUGAAGAAGGACCGGCAAGGCUUUGAGAGCUGGAUGAAAAGUACCUGCAGUGCCAACAGCAAGCAAGCGGGAGACUGCUACGAGUGCUUGCGCGACUGGUCCCAGGAGUUCCUGUGAAGUUUGACUCACACGGGCGCCCACUGUAAAGCCCGGAUAAGUGGAGCGAACUUUCACAGCGAACAUCGCCCGGCACAAAUAGACGCAGUGGGACGGCGCCGACGGUUGGCUGGCAUCAUUUACAUAUUCGGCUAAAAGCAGACGGACGGCCACCGCGCAUAAAGUUUCUCACCAUAUUACCUAUAGAGGGAAAUCUGGCGCUGCUGCGCUGUGGUAUGCAUGGGAAUGCCGGUAUAUUGGGACUUCGGAUUGGCAUCGUUCUCGGCGAGCCAGGACGCCUUGAAGACGCGCCUGGCAAGCCGUUCCGUCUGUCACAAUGAUUCAUAUUCUACUAAAAUGGCACGUAAAAAGCUGUUUUAGCUUUAUUAUUAGACAAAGAUAUGUUUUGUUUAACUAUGAGAAGUUGUUAUUGCAUGUACAAUUAUAUGAUACGUAAGAAGUAUCAGUGGGCCCGCUAAAGUUGGAGGACAGACAAGAUUCGCGCUCGCUUUGAAACAGUUUGUCGUCUGUUCUUGCUUUUCUUCGCUUGGUCAUGCAUUGUAGGUGAGUAAAGAUGUAAUAUGGGUGAAUUGAAACAUUUUAUGAAGAUUUUAUUUUAAGAACACGUUAUUUGUGUAGCCAUAUCUACGUUCUAGACGAAGCCUCUUGCAACACCAGCCAACACGAGCCUCGCAGAUACAUAUACCGUCAUUCCCAUGACGGCACGGUGCUCUUUAAGAAACUUCCAUAGACGGUGGCGCCAGAAUUCCCUCUAGGUGUUAGUAGAGUGUACUAGAAUUGGGGAGUGGGUCCAACGGAGGCCCCGACAAGCGGCGAGAGUAAAGGAAAAAACAUUGAAAUUUGCGGCGGCGCUGCAGUCGCCUUCUUCUGACGUUCCGGCCAAUCCGGUGCCUCGGCGGCCCGGUGGAACCACGCCUACCGACGGACGUUACGGCGGCGCCCAGCUGUCGUCUGCUCGACGCGCCGCCGUCUCCUGAACACGCCGUCGUGCUUGUGUUUAUUUCGGCAUUUUCUCUAUAAUUGAUUUUUGUACUUAGUAUGCAAAAAGAAAGAGAAUACAAUAAAAUAACUGCUUUGCCAUGA
This is a messenger RNA of Dermacentor andersoni, 1527 nucleotides long. Its product is annotated as barrier-to-autointegration factor-like. Gene Ontology annotation, cellular component: condensed chromosome; nucleus. NCBI's taxonomy places the organism in Eukaryota, Metazoa, Arthropoda, Arachnida, Ixodida, Ixodidae. The record is from RefSeq and is a predicted model, not a curated record. Gene Ontology annotation, biological process: chromosome organization. Gene Ontology annotation, molecular function: DNA binding.